Molecule: messenger RNA, 1464 nt
Organism: Colletotrichum destructivum
Lineage: Eukaryota; Fungi; Ascomycota; Sordariomycetes; Glomerellales; Glomerellaceae
Product: Class II Aminoacyl-tRNA synthetase/Biotinyl protein ligase (BPL) and lipoyl protein ligase (LPL)
Exons: 4
Coding region: 1-1464 (487 amino acids)
Biological process (GO): aspartyl-tRNA aminoacylation
Cellular component (GO): aminoacyl-tRNA synthetase multienzyme complex; cytosol; cytoplasm
Molecular function (GO): aspartate-tRNA ligase activity; ATP binding; RNA binding
Source: RefSeq, a predicted model, not a curated record
AUGGCCCCCUUCAUUACGGCCAGCGGAGAUGACAACUACGACACGGCAGUCAAAGCACGCCUGGAUCAAAAGAUUGCACCGCGUGUUUCAAUAGAAGAACUCACACACAACGAUGGCUUGACUCAGCUAAGCGCACUGGGCGAAGUUGUCCUUGGGCAUAUUGCCACAUUCGACGCCCGCAUCCACUCUGUGAAUGUUACAGACACUACGGACGACGUUCAAGUUCUUCUUCGUGAUGGCGGCCUCUUUGCUUUCGGUUCGAUCAAACUGAAAGACGCCGAUGAUGAGACGGCCGAGGCCGCGCACUCGCUAACAGCCGAGUCACUCGUGCGGGUCUCGGGACCCGUCAUUGCACAUCAGAAAACCCAUGGCCGGGACGCAAUCACGGCUUCAGUUGAGAUCAACAAACUGAAAAUCAUCUCGGCAGCCAAGAAGGGCCUCGCCAAGGGGUUGGUAUCCCACCGCGCCCCGGGGGACGGCUCGGAGCAGCGCGAGUCUGGCCUGAACGGCAUAUCCCUCAACGACCGCCUCGACAACCGCGUCCUUGACGUCCGGGUCGCCUCUACCGCUUCCAUCUUCAAGAUAUUCUCGGGCGUGCACGAGCUUGCUGUCGAGUAUCUCUCCGGCCGCGGCUUCCACUGGACUCCUACGCCGUCCCUGAUCAACUACAAGAUCCCCGGGGACGACGACUACUUCUCUGUCCCCUACUUCGCCGGGAAAGACGCGUGGCUGACGCAGACUGGCGAGGUGCACCUGGGCAUGGCGCUGUCUGCCGACUUGGACCGUAUUUAUGACGUGCAUCCCGUGUUCCGUCGGGAGAGGAACGUGUCAACCCGGCACUUGACUGAGUUCAUUUCCCUCGAGGUCGCAUUCAUAGUGAAGCAUGACUGGGAAGAAAUCCUGGAACUGACCGAAUCCACCAUCUUGUUCAUCAUCCACAACCUUCAGGAGCGACAAAAGUACAAGUCUGAGCUUGACGUUGCACGCCGACUAUACCCUUCGGCAGGAGGGUUCAGACUGGGCUUGGACGCCAAAGGCCGCCUGAUCCGGAUCACGUUCAAAGAGGCUAAACGCAUCCUCCGAGAGAAAAUAGGACGGCAAACGGAUGAUCAGGAAGAUUUCUCGAGAGAAGAAGAAGCCGCCCUCGGGCACUACUUUGCCGGCGACGACUCCGGCCUCGGCCCGGCGACGGACCUCUUCGUCAUCACGCACUACCCGAGGCACCUGCGGCCGUACAACUUCUUCCCCGCUGCAGGGGACGAGUCCGCGACCAACUCGUUCGACAUCAUCAUGCGCGGCCAGGAGGCGUGCACCGGCCUGCAGCUCAUCCACGCCCACGCGGAGCUGCGCAGGGCCAUGCUCGCCCGCGACCCGCCCAUCGACCCGGACUCGGACAUGUGGCGUCCCUUCGUGGAGGCGUACGAGGCCGGCGCGCCUCCCCAGGGCGGCUUUGGGAGUAAGUGA